This is a messenger RNA of Cuculus canorus (common cuckoo), 1638 nucleotides long. It is a transcript of the gene STRAP, whose product is annotated as serine/threonine kinase receptor associated protein. Gene Ontology annotation, molecular function: RNA binding; protein binding. Lineage: Eukaryota; Metazoa; Chordata; Aves; Cuculiformes; Cuculidae. The transcript is spliced from 10 exons. The record is from RefSeq and is a predicted model, not a curated record. Gene Ontology annotation, biological process: spliceosomal snRNP assembly. Gene Ontology annotation, cellular component: SMN complex. Bases 98 to 1150 code for a protein of 350 amino acids.
GCGCCGUCAUUUCCGCCCCCGCCGCCGCGAGCGCCGUUCCUAGCCCGGCCAGAGGGGCUCGUGUCCCUUGCCAGGCUCCCCGCGCUGUGCCGCCGCCAUGGCCAUGAGGCAGACCCCGCUGACCUGUUCCGGGCACACGCGGCCCGUGGUGGAUCUGGCGUUCAGCGGCGUCACCCCCUAUGGGUAUUUCCUGAUCAGCGCCUGCAAGGAUGGUAAGCCUAUGCUGCGUCAGGGCGACACAGGAGACUGGAUCGGCACAUUUCUAGGUCAUAAAGGUGCUGUUUGGGGUGCCACUUUAAACACAGAUGCCACUAAAGCAGCUACAGCAGCAGCAGAUUUUACAGCCAAAGUGUGGGAUGCUGUGUCAGGCGAUGAACUAAUCUCAUUGGCUCACAAACACAUUGUCAAAAGUGUGGAUUUUACACAGGAUAGCAAUUAUUUGUUAACAGGUGGACAAGAUAAACUGUUGCGUAUCUAUGACUUGAGCAAGCCAGAAGCAGAACCUGAUGUUGUCAGUGGGCAUACUUCUGGCAUUAAAAAGGCUUUAUGGAGCAGUGAUGACAAACAGAUUCUUUCAGCUGAUGAUAAAACUGUCCGCCUCUGGGACCGGAGUACCAUGACAGAAGUAAAGGCCCUAAAUGUUGCAAUGUCAGUGAGCAGCAUGGAGUAUGUUCCAGAAGGGCAGAUACUUGUGAUAACCUAUGGGAAGACUAUUGCUUUUCACAGUGCUGAAACUCUAGAGCAGAUUAAAUCAUUUGAAGCACCUGCUACAAUCAAUUCUGCAUCACUUCACCCUGCAAAAGAAUGUUUGGUUGCUGGUGGUGAAGAUUUUAAACUCUAUAAAUAUGACUACAAUACAGGAGAAGAAUUAGAAUCUUACAAAGGACACUUUGGUCCAAUUCACUGUGUGAGGUUUAGCCCUGAUGGAGAGUUGUAUGCAAGUGGCUCUGAGGAUGGUACACUAAGGCUGUGGCAGACAACAGUAGGGAAGACCUACGGUCUUUGGAAGUGUGUAGUUCCUGAAGAGGAGAACGCAGAAGCAGCAAAAGCAAGGACCACCCUUCCAGGAACUGCAGAAGAAGAAAUAGAAGAACUUCCUUCUGAAAAUUCAGAUACAGUGUACAGCUCAACUCCUGAAGUUAAGGCCUGAUUAUCGCAACUGUUACGCAGCAUAUGGACAUAUGAGACUAAAUCAAGUGAACAGUGAUAAACGGCAGCCUUCCAGAGUGCGCUCUCUACAUAAGGCAACGAUGGGCAGUAAUUGAUGAGAAUGCGGUGGAACCGGCUAGGUGUUGUUUGUAAGAGAACAGAGUAUCCAAAAUGAAAAAAAGACAAGUAGUUAGAGUUCUGCUAUCUUUUUAGCAUAACUGCCUACUGUCUUUUCAAAGAAGUCUGCAAGCCAAGAUCCAGUCUCUCCAAUUUCAGUUAAACUCAUUGUAGUGUGUUUUCCUUAUUAUGGAGAAGAGAUGCAAUGGCUUUUAUCCGUUCUUUUUUCCUUGAAAGUCAGGAAAUUUGGCUUUAGUUGAAAAGAAGGGAUUAUGUACUAAAAAUAUUUGGUUUGGGUUUUGUUUCAUUGUACGCUGCUUUGGAACGUUUAACUGUUUUCAGUUGUCUAAAUAAAAUGCCUCUCAAAACUUU